Labrus mixtus (cuckoo wrasse) is the source of this 4055-nucleotide messenger RNA. RefSeq lists its product as uncharacterized. Bases 645 to 1331 code for a protein of 228 amino acids. Lineage: Eukaryota; Metazoa; Chordata; Actinopteri; Labriformes; Labridae. Gene Ontology annotation, cellular component: endosome; Golgi apparatus. Gene Ontology annotation, molecular function: GTPase activity; GTP binding. The transcript has 10 exons. The record is from RefSeq and is a predicted model, not a curated record.
UUUUGACGCACGCGUUCUCCUCCAAGAAGAAUCUUUCCUCUCUGCUUGAAGGGAAGAUUAACGUUUUUUAAUAAAGUGUAUUUACACCUGACAGUCAGAGUUGAUCCCUCUGUCCUCCGCUCCGGGUCUCUCUCUCCUCUCUCUGACCCUCUCCCUGAUCGAGCACCACCUGUGGCGGAUGAGUCAGCCUCCACCACCACCACCGUGCGCUGUGUGACCCCGCAGCUGUUUGGGGACAGAGUCCGCCUGCAGACAAAGCUCGGAGAGAGGAAACACAGCGCUGAACACUCAGUUAAUGAUCUGCCCACGCCGCGAUGCACAAUCACACCGACAUCUCCGCCUGUUUGACAUCACCGCCGCUCUCCUGACGCCGAUUGUUCUGCAAGUUUUCAUCGUCGCUUCCGUCUUCUUCUCAGAGCGGCUUGAAGGUGUGAUUAUUGGAGGAGGCUUGAAUGUGUGAUUUUUAAGAGGAAGUGCCCGGUGAUCAUUUUCGUGUUCCACGCGCAGUAAUGCGAGCAGCGGCGGGGCUGGAGGGUCGCGGAGAGCGGGACUGAGCGGCGGAGAACGUGCGCGUCUUUCUUCGGACACAUCUCGGAGGAAACAGCGGCUCGGCUCGGCUCUGACAGCCUCCUCUUGGCUUUGCGAUGUCUGCAAGAAAGACAUCACUGACGGACAAGCAGACUAAAAACGGAACCUCCAAAUAUGUGCUGGAGAGAUGCGCCUCUGUUAACGAGUAUUAUGAUAUCGCCUUCAAGGUGAUGCUCCUGGGAGACUCUGCCGUGGGGAAGACGUGCAUCUUGGUGCGCUUUAAAGACGGAGCAUUUCUGGGAGGAAACUUUAUAGCCACCGUUGGAAUAGACUUUAGGAAUAAAGUGGUGGACGUGGACAACAUGAAAGUCAAACUCCAGAUCUGGGAUACGGCGGGCCAGGAGAGAUUCCGCAGCGUAACACACGCCUACUACAGAGAUGCCCAGGCGUUACUGCUGCUCUAUGACAUCACCAGCAAGCCGUCGUUUGACAACAUCAGGGCCUGGCUCACGGAGAUACACGAGUAUGCCCAGAAGGAUGUGGCCAUCAUGUUGCUCGGCAACAAGUCAGACAUGGCUGCAGAGCGGGUGGUGAAGACGGAGGACGGAGAGAAGCUGGCAAAGGAAUACGGCGUGCCGUUUAUGGAGACCAGCGCCAAGACGGGAGUAAAUGUGGAGUUGGCUUUUCUCGCUAUCGCAAAGGAGCUGAAGCACCGAGCCACACAGCAGCCCAACGAGCCCAAGUUCCAGAUCCACGACUACAUCGAGUCUCAGAAGCAGAAGUCAGGCUGCUGUGGCAUGUAGCCGAGAGAGAGAGAGAGACAGAGAGAGAGAGAGAGAGAGAGACAGAGAGAGAGCGAGAGAGAGAGAGACAGAGAGAGAGAGAGAGAGAGAGAGAGAGAGGGCGAAAGAGACAGAGAGAGAGAGGGGGAGAGAGAGGGGGGGAGAGAGACAGAGAGAGAGAGGGAGAGAGGGAGGGAGAGACAGAGAGAGAGAGGGCGAAAGAGACAGAGAGAGAGAGAGAGAGAGGACAGUGAGUGAGGACAGAGAGAGAGAGAGGGAGGUAAAAUGUCUGCUCUCAUAACAAAAGCCAAUCCAAGCACCAUCGCCCCCGAGAAGAAGUGGACGUCCUCGGCUUCUCCUCUAAACUUUGAGAUGAAUCCGGAUUGGUCGCCAUCCCUAAACUGAAAUGUGAAUCAAUCAAUUUCUUUUAUGUCACGUGUUACAAAUGUUUGUGGUCUCUGUGGUGACGGUUGUCAGGGGUUACGAUCUGAAAUGCUAUAUCCAUCUGCACCGCUGCAAACUUCACACAGAACAUGUUGCAUUCAACGAGUAACUAUACAACCUCAAAUUCUUCCUGAACCCUUCCUCCGAUCAUAUUUAGAAAACUUGAGCGGUGUGAGGGUCACAGAGGAGGCGGUCUGAGUUACGAUCUGUGCAGAACUGGAAGAUUUUCCAGCCUCGAGGAGUUUCUGUAACUCUGCUAGAACAAAAAAAAUACAGAGUGUCCGAGCUUCUGCAGCCAAUAGAAGCACAUUAAAGUUUGGAUUAGGAUAAAGGGGACAGCUGGUUGUAUGAGGUAGUCGGUUAUAGUCAGAGUUUUCCCAGACAGCACGGCUCCUGUCUGGAGAAGUAAAGCUACAGAACGGACACAGAAGCUGAACUGUGAAACUAGCAAAACACAUUUUAGCAUCUUAAAGAGAGAGUAAAAUAAUCAGCAUCAGUUUAACUGGAGCAUAUUCAAAUAAUUUUAGUAUUUCCCCUUCCUGUUGGACAGACCUUUAGCACUGGAGGUUUCUUCUUGCUCACUGCAGGAGACAGCCUCUAGUGGACAUUUUAGGAACUGCACCUUUUAGCAUGUGCUUUAUUUUUUAACACCUGAGCUUGCUGCCUGCACAUGAGGUCACAUUGUGUUACAUUUAAGAUCAGCUGUUUUGCUCACAGAGUCCAGUGGUGAACUCGAACAGAAAUCAAACUUCACUUUGCAGAAGAAACAAAACAAAGAGUGUCCACCAAUCACCUCUCGACUGAUCGAUGUGGCUCGCUGCACUGAAUGCAAACAUCAACUUUCAGAAUGCAGAGUAGGUUCAGCUAUACAAAGAGUUUGUGUUGGUUGUUUUGGUGCAAAAACUGUGAGCAUCUGGAGGUAGAAUAAAAAGUAGAGAGGUGGUAAAUACUCCUACUGCAGAGGAACCCAAAUAAAAAGAGAAACAAUGUGAUGUAAAAUAUGUAAAACAGGUGAAAUAAAGAAUGGUACAGUGGUGCCAGCGUUUGCAAAAAGCUUAUAGUAUAAAAUGCUGAGACUUCUCCAAACAGGAGCUGUGCUGACAUCGACCUUCUGUAGGUUUAAAACCGAUAUAUUUAAAUUUACAAUCGUUCAACUUCACCUUAAAUAUCUGAAUGAUCUCUUUUCCCGCGCUCCACUGUCACCGUGGUCAGAGUUAGCUUAGCCGCAUUAGCUUUGUUUGGCUCGAGGAGUUUGCAGGUUUGACUCGUUAUAAAGUUAUCUUAUCAAAAACAUGAAAGGUGUGUUGAUUUGGAUAAAGCAUUUCUCUCGUCUCAGUUUUUCAGGCUCUGAAUCCUUUUGGCCUCUCGGUCUUCAUCACGUUUCUUUUUUUUUAUGAUCCGUGUGUUUGAGACGUUCAGACUUCAGUCUCAGAUUGUAGCUCAAUGAUCCGUCUGUUCACAUCUGUACUGCUGUUAGAAUAAAGCCCGCGUGUGAGGGCACCGCCCGCUCUGUGUGUGUGUGUGUGUGUGUUUAAUUCAGGGCCGAGAGAAGCUUACAUCACAACACAAGUCCGUGCUCAUGAUCUUUAAUACGUCAUCUUUGGUUGGAGGUUUCCCAGCAUGCAGCUUUCUUCUUACACUCACACACGCUGUUGUCUCUUUUUCGGGUAGACGUUGUUGUGUAGACCCGUGGUUCUUGACUGGUCGAGCCUCAGGACCCCCCCCUUUCCACACAUUCCCAACCCGCUGACAACGCCUCCGUGACCCGCUUUGGGGUCCCGACCCGCCAGUUGAGAACCACCGGUAUAGACUGUAUCGAAGCUGUAUUUGUUCCCGCCCCGCCUCGUGUCACGACGUUCAUCAUGAAUGUUUGUCCGUCCUCUGAGGCGUCCGGUGAUCACAAAGUGCCAUGAGAAAGUGCUUUGUUAUCAUAUUAUAAAUAUAAAAGAUCUAUUUUGUAAUGUUUGUGCUGUUGUUUCACUGACGUCCCGUCUGUGUGUCCUCUGUGUGUGUGUGUGUGUGUGUGUGUUGACAGGGUGUGAUGAGGUUAAUGAGCCACUGUGUGGCAGCAGCGACUCUGUUUAUUCUCCAGUUUGAUGCAGUAAAGAAAGAAAAGUGAUGAUCAGACAGGGGGGGGGGGUCUGUGAGAGGAUGUGAUUUAUAAAGGAAAUACAUGUACAUACUGAAUAAAAAAACACUGUUUAAUAAGAGUUAAAGAAUUAAAUGAAAAGAUCAUAAAAGUGUUUAAAAAGUGAUGUAAAAAAAAUCCUUCAGGCAUUAAAUGUGUUUAUAAAGUUCAAA